AUGAAAUUAAAUGAAGCAGAAUUUAUUGAAAGUGUAAAGUUUGAAUAUACAAUUAAAAAAUGUUCAAUCCCAUUAUUAUUAAAAAAUUUUAAAUCAUUGUUUCCAAACGAUUUAAAAAAUUUAAUUGAUACCAAUGGCGAUAAAAAUAUUGGUUGUAUGGAUGAUGAAAAUAAAUCCCCACUUUAUUUAAUUAUUUGUUGGUCACAAACAAAUUUACCAAUGUCUGGCUUUUCAUCUGCUGUUGAUGAAGAAAGAGAACUUCGUUCAAAUUUGUUUGUUGAUGUAGCAACUAAAGUUUGUGAUAAUAUUAAAAAAAAAGGGUAUUGGUCCGAUUUCAUUGAUCCAUUAUCAGGUGUUCCUUAUAUAAAUAGAGAAAAUGCAAACUCUGUCUUUGUUCCAACAGAGUCUGUUCAAUUAAUGGAUAUCGAAAUUGUUGAUGUUGGUUGUUGUCAAGUUAUAAUACACCCAAUUUGGAAAGUUAGAGCUUUUUUUUCACUUUUAAUUUCAACUGCACCCUUUGACAUAUUGGACCAAGCAUUACAUUCAAAUUGA
Molecule: messenger RNA, 552 nt
Organism: Dictyostelium discoideum AX4
Lineage: Eukaryota; Evosea; Eumycetozoa; Dictyosteliales; Dictyosteliaceae
Exons: 3
Coding region: 1-552 (183 amino acids)
Biological process (GO): cobalamin metabolic process
Source: RefSeq, a predicted model, not a curated record